CUACGAACAGCUGUUCGUUGUUACGUUGAUGCGGCCGGAGUAGCUUUUUAGAUUUACUUAAAAAUAAAUAAAAUAGAGCAAAUGUUGAGAUGAACAAUAUCCUGAGACAUGGACAGCGCCUGGGCUGUUGGCUGCCUGCUGUCCAACAGCAUAUACACACCACUGCAGUUCACCGGACCUUUUGGGAGCGCGAAAAGAAGUCCGGCUACAAGACCAAACUGCCGGAACCCUCUAAAAAGCAGCUCAUCUUGGACGGAUUGAAAGAUCUCAAGGAAGAAAUCAAGCUGUGGCGAAAGGAGGUGAAGGAACAGUUCGAGAGUGAUCCAAUACUGGUGUUCCGUCCAGGCGAAACAGACGUGGUGUUUGACUUCAAGGCGCCAGAUGUCCUUGAUAAAUGGACAGUGACCACAGAUGCGGAUCACGGCGAGGGCAAGAGCACUGCCACUCUCGAAUUAAGUGCCGCUGGAGCCGGACUGUUUCAUGGCGAGGUAAACUCGGAUCACACAAAGGAUGGCAUUAUCAAGCGGACGGGAUACGCAAAUAUUCGCACAAAAAGAGUGCGCAAAUCCUUUAAACGGGAGACCACCUACGACUGGACGCAGUACAACAUGCUCAUAAUGAAAGUACGCGGCGAUGGACGGAGCUACUUGAUAAACUUGCACACCGAAGGCUACUUCGAUCUGAUGUGGAACGACAUCUACCAUUACGUCCUGUAUACCCGAGGUGGACCCCAUUGGCAGAUCGCCAAAAUACCCUUCUCGAAGUUCUUCUUGUCCUCAAAAGGGCGAGUUCAAGAUCGUCAAGGUCCCAUUUCCUUAAAUCGAGUAACCCACUUUGGUUUCUCAGUGGCAGCUAAAAAAGGCAUGGACGGUCCCUUUGGACUUGAAAUAGAAUACGUUGGCUUGCAGUACGAUCCCAGCCACAGAGAGGAAUUCGCCUACGAGAUGUACCAAACACCGAAAUAUAUUGUGGCCACGUAACGUAAAUACAACAUUAUAUUAAGAAAGUGUUAUUUAAUUUUAGAUAAUGUACUAAAUGAAGUAAUAUUUGGUAAAUUUUUAAAUUAAAUUAAAAACUUUGCAAGUAACUUAGUAAUAA
This is a messenger RNA of Drosophila bipectinata, 1098 nucleotides long. It is a transcript of the gene CIA30, whose product is annotated as complex I intermediate-associated protein 30. Gene Ontology annotation, biological process: mitochondrial respiratory chain complex I assembly; mitochondrial electron transport, NADH to ubiquinone. Lineage: Eukaryota; Metazoa; Arthropoda; Insecta; Diptera; Drosophilidae. Gene Ontology annotation, cellular component: mitochondrion. The record is from RefSeq and is a predicted model, not a curated record.